Messenger RNA from Belonocnema kinseyi, 469 nucleotides. Its product is annotated as histone H2B-like. Gene Ontology annotation, molecular function: structural constituent of chromatin; DNA binding; protein heterodimerization activity. Gene Ontology annotation, cellular component: nucleosome. The record is from RefSeq and is a predicted model, not a curated record. NCBI's taxonomy places the organism in Eukaryota, Metazoa, Arthropoda, Insecta, Hymenoptera, Cynipidae. The transcript has a single exon. Bases 53 to 424 code for a protein of 123 amino acids.
UUCGUUCUGAAUUUUCGUUCAGUACGAGGUAUUGUGUAUCCGAAAAUUUGCAAUGGCCCCUAAAGCGAGUGGUAAAGCAGUAAAGAAGGCUGGUAAAGCCCAGAAAAACGUCGCUAAGACCGACAAGAAGAAGAGGCGCAAGAGGAAGGAAAGCUAUGCUAUCUACAUUUACAAAGUCUUGAAACAAGUUCACCCUGAUACUGGAGUCUCCAGCAAGGCGAUGAGCAUUAUGAACAGCUUCGUUAAUGACCUUUUCGAACGUAUUGCAGCUGAAUCGUCCCGCUUGGCUCAUUACAAUAAGAGGUCGACCAUCACAUCUCGGGAGAUCCAAACUGCUGUCAGGCUAAUUCUUCCUGGUGAACUCGCUAAGCACGCCGUCUCUGAAGGUACCAAGGCUGUUACGAAAUACACCAGCUCUAAGUAAAUUACUUAACAUUUUGCUGAACAAUCGGCCCUUUUCAGGGCCACA